Messenger RNA from Cuscuta europaea, 8226 nucleotides. The record is from the annotation of a GenBank genome assembly. Lineage: Eukaryota; Viridiplantae; Streptophyta; Magnoliopsida; Solanales; Convolvulaceae.
GCCAAAACUUACCUCCAAUCGCGCAGUCACGCAGGUGGUGUCCUUGGCGCCCUAGCCUCACCGAACUACCUCCAAUCGUUUCCGUGUUCUCGCGCCAACCAGUUAUGAUGUAAGGGCUCGUUCUCCGGACAUGAUGCUUUCAAUGACUAUAAAGUCGCUUUUGUGCAACUUUGAAAAAAGUUCCGCACUUCCUGCCGUCCUUUGCACUGUUUCUAUUGCUAUUGGUACGUCUAUUGGUGCUGCAACAGGAUGUUCAAAACUAUGUUUUGGAAAUGUUCUGAAUUUAUGUAUUUAAUGCUUUUGAGUUUAUUUGUAUUAGUUUCUAUAAUGAAAACCAAGUAGGUGGUCUCUAUUUUCGUUUUAGACAGUUUUGUAACAGCUCGGCAGCUUCCAUCAGAACACGCUAAACAAAUCCAUCGUUUUAAACAAAAAAACUAAGUCAAUUGCAGCAGCCAUAUAUAAAUUUGAGUGAUUAACUUAGUUGAUGUGAAAAAUAACUAAACCUUUUAUAUGCAUCGCAAUCACAUUAAUUCUCAAUGUUUCUCUCAAAAUUCGUGAAUCCACUAUCACAAGCUUAACAAAUAUGUGUCUUGACCAAAAUGUGCAGCAACAGGAUAACGUAAGUGUUUUCUCGGAAUGAACAAGAUGGGGUGAAAAGAUUAAGUCACACUUUUUUACGGGAAAACGAAUACUCUGAGUUAGCCUGAAGCCAUCCAUUUAUCAAAAGAAUCACUACCCUCUAAGUUACAUUUUCUUGUUUCAGUUUGAACUUAAUUAGCCCCUCAUAUUGUCAGAUAUGGUUUCUCAUUGUCUCUUAGGUAUUUCUGUUGAAUCUGGUAGCUAAAUGUCACAAGUGUGAUGUCAUUAAUAGUUAGUAAAUGUUAAAAUGCUAUAUGAUCUGACUGAAGUUAAUGUGAGAUAUACUCGAGUUCCUCUAAGGAUCUUAAUGGACCUAUUGAAUUGUAAUUGUGCUCUAUGUUCGAGUUUAUCUUGAACACUUCAGAACCAUUCUAUGUUUAGAUUUCAAAGAGCUGGACCCCAUAAAAUAUAAGAAUGAACUGAGAGGUGCUGCCAUAGGAUGUUCAAAACGAUGUUAGAAAUCACCCAGUGAAUUAAACCAUAUACAAGGCCAUUAAAGGAAGCUUCAUUGUCUCAACCCAAUUUAAAGUCUGGCCUAGGGUAAAUUAGUGUUAUGUAUUGAACUAAACAUUUAACUUCUCUUCUGACUUCAUUCAGCUAAUAAAAACUAUAUUGAAACCCUUUUCCCCUUGCCCUACAAUUGUGAAGUAAUCACACUUUACAGCCAGUAUUAUACUUAUUCUUAUUAUGGUACUUUAAUAAUAGAGAAAUGGAAAGACGGGUAAAGUUAGUAAAGUGCUGCCGUUUGGAAUUAGCGUAUUUCAAGAAAAAAAAAUUGUUUGCUUCGUAAGAGUCAUGUAUGGAUCAAAGUCUGCUUAAAGAUAAUAGUGAAUUUAUGAAGUGACAAUUUGACUUAUCAUAUUGUACCAUGUAUAUUUUCAUAUAGUUUUAGUUGCUUCAUAUUUUUGUUGCUUUAUAUUUUCACGUAUGAAGCGCCAAUUGUCAAACCACUUUUCCUAAAAUCGUUAUCUGUAUCAUGUUUUAUGUAUAAUUUGUUAGAAAUACUUAAUUUCUUUUAUCCAUAGUAGGUGUUUGUAAAUAUGUCUAAAUGCUAUUUCUGAAUAAAUGGCAUUUUAUGUGUAUAUGGAAUAGUUAUUUUUAAGGUAGAUGGGUGCUUCAUAUGAAUUUAUGUAUUAGCAUUUCUUAUAUCGUCAUUUAUUUGGUUCUAAAAAACUGAUCAAAUGUUUUUUCACCUCCAUAUUUAUGGGUUUCUAUUGCCAUUGGUACGUCUAUUGGUGCUGCAACAGGAUGUUCAAAACUAUGUUUUGGAAAUGUUUUGAAUUUAUGUAUUUAAUGCUUUUGAGUUUAUUUGUAUUAGUUUCUAUAAUGAAAACCAAGUAGGUGGCCUCUAUUUUCGUUUUAAACAGUUUUGUAACAGCUCGGCAGCUUCUAUCAAAACACGCUAAACAAAUCCAUCGAUUUAAACAAAAAAACUAAGUCAAUUGCAGCAGCCAUAUAUAAAUUUGAGUGAUUAACUUAGUUGAUGUGAAAAAUAACUAAACCUUUUAUAUGCAUCGCAAUCACAUUAAUUCUCAAUGUUUCUCUCAAAAUUCGUGAAUCUACUAUCACAAGCUUAAAAAAUAUGUGUCUUGACCAAAAUGUGCAGCAACAGGACAACACAAGUGUUUUCUCGGAAUGAACAAGAUGGGGUGAAAAGAUUAAGUCACACUUUUUUACGGGAAAACGAAUACUCUGAGUUAGCCUGAAGCCAUCCAUUUAUCAAAAGAAUCACUACCCUCUAAGUUACAUUUUCUUGUUUCAGUUUGAACUUAAUUAGCCCCUCAUAUUGUCAGAUAUGGUUUCUCAUUGUCUCUUAGGUAUUUCUGUUGAAUCUGGUAGCUAAAUGUCACAAGUGUGAUGUCAUUAAUAGUUAGUAAAUGUUAAAAUGCUAUAUGAUCUGACUGAAGUUAAUGUGAGAUAUACUCUAGUUCCUCCAAGGAUCUUAAUGGACCUAUUGAAUUGUAAUUGUGCUCUAUGUUCGAGUUUAUCUUGAACACUUCAGAACCAUUCUAUGUUUAGGUUUCAAAGAGCUGGACCCCAUAAAAUAUAAGAAUGAACUGAGAGGUGCUGCAAUAGGAUGUUCAAAACGAUAUUAGAAAUCACCCAGUGAAUUAAACCAUAUACAAGGCCAUUAGAGGAAGCUUCAUUGUCUCAACCCAAGAUAAAGUCUGGCCUAGGGUAAAUUAGUGCUGUGCAUUGAACUAAACAUUUAACUUCUCUUCUGACUUCAUUCAGUUGAUAAAAACUAUAUUGAAACGCUUUUCCCCUUGCCCUACAAUUGUGAAGUCAUCACACUUUACAGCCAGUAUUAUACUUAUUCUUAUUAUGCUACUUUAAUAAUAGAGAAAUGGAAAGACGGGUAAAGUUAGUAAAGUGCUGCCGUCUGGAAUUAGCGUAUUUCAAGAAAAAAAAAUUGUUUGCUUCAUAAGAGUCAUGUAUGUAUCAAAGUCUGCUUAAAGAUAAUAGUGAAUUUAUGAAGUUACAAUUUAACUUAUCGUAUUGUACUGUGUAUAUUUUCACAUAGUUUUAGUUGCAUCAUAUUUUAGUUGCUUUAUAUUUUCACGUAUGAAGCGCCAAUUGUCAAACCACUUUUCCUAAAAUCGUUAUCUGUAUCAUGUUUUAUUAUGUAUAAUUUUUUAGAAAUACUUAAUUUCUUUGAUCCAUAGUAGGUGUUUGUAAAUAUGUUUAAAUGCUAUUUCUGAAUAAAUGUCAUUUUAUGCGUAUAUGGUAUAGUUAUUUUUAAGGUAGAUGGGCGCUUCAUAUGAAUUUAUGUAUUAGCAUUUCUUAUAUCGUUAUUUAUUUGGUUAUAAAAAACUGAUCAAAUGUUUUUUCACCUCCAUAUUUGUGGGUUUCUAUUGCUAUUGGUACGUCUAUUGGUGCUGCAACAGGAUGUUCAAAACUAUGUUUUGGAAAUGUUCUGAAAUGCUUAGUUUUAUUCUUUCAUUAACAUAAGGAAGGCUGACCAAAACUGAGAUUAGUACUCACUGCGUAAGAGAUUCUACACCUUUUCAUAUCUUAGGCCAGACUUUGUUUUGAGGGAAAAAACUUUUUUUUCAUAUCCUGGGCGAUAUGAAAAGGUGUUUGGUACUGAUGUUUUAAUAUACCCUAAAUCCUAUUAUUUUACUGGAGUUAUAUCCUCCGUUCUUAGUGUGUUUCCAAGUCAAGCUAUCAUAGGCCAUUCUUAUCUAAGCUUAAAAGGCCCUUAUUUGUGAAUCUUACAGAGUCUUCUCUCCAUAUAUAUGACUCAGUAAUAUAUAUGAACUGAGAAGAAUUCAAAUAGGAAUAUGAAGCCUCUGUUAGAAAUCACCCACGAAUUCCACCAUAGGGGCAUUAGGGAAGCUUCCUUCUCUCGACCCAAAGCCUCGCCUUGGAUAAAUUAGUGUAAAAUACAUGUAGGUGAUGUAAGAUUUUAUUCUGAUUUUCUUUCAAUGCUUUCUUGGCACUUCACAUAAGAAAGGCUUCAUUGUGAAAGGUACACAGUUUUAUUGACAUUGUUUUUGUUUAAAUAAUAUUUUUGUUGUAUGCUGUUAUGCGAUACUUGUGAAUGACAUGUUAGCCCUUUUUAUUAUCUCUUUUAAUUUGUAAACUACUGCUCCACUUUAAUAAUGUUUUCGUUUAUUAAAGAUGUCACUAUCAUUAACAUUUGGAGUAGCAGACACAAAAAUAUGCAGCUCCUAACCCACAUUUUCACAUGCUCUCUGAAAACCAUUUCUCUGUUUCAAAAUUUUGAAAAGCAUUUCAAUUUGAAGUCAAAGUGGAUUGUGUGUGCACAUGUAGCAAUAAUCUGUCAGUAAUGCAUCAUUGUAUCCUUAACUGCACACUAUGAGAAAAUUAAAAUUGGAAUGUAAGGAUUCCCAAACAAGCUAUUGCUUAAGACCACUAGUGUAUUUAACACAGUGGUGAAAGUGUGGAAACAACAUUAAAAACAUCAUGGAUGAUUUAAAAUGGUAAAAAUAAAGAAAAAAUACUCAACCAAAUUCCCCAAUUCAUUCCAGGGAAAAUAAAAUAUGUGUAAAUCGGUAAAUCCAUUAAAACAGCUAUAAAUUAGGGAAAUUAAAGCGCUAAUGAUGAAGAAGUGUACGUGGAAUGGCAAAUGUGAAAUCAAUGAGUAUUGGGUAAAGUCAAAUGAAAGGAAGGCCGACAAUUAAAAGACAAUGUCACUGUUUUCCAUAUACCUUCUAUUUUCAUUUAGUCAACAAAAUGAGACCUAUAAGUUUCUCCCAGCCAUGCCCUAAUCCCCUUCCCACAUGUGUUUUUCAAUUACACAUACUAAUGGGUUAGAAAUUUAUACAGAGAGAAAUAAGCAAUCUGGUACAGCCUACAAAAACACUAAUCUGUCUAGACUUCCUAAAGAUAACAUUGAAACGAUUUCCGAAUUCAGUUAGUUUUAUUUUGUGUUCCAUUUUCAGUUAGUUUAAUUCAGAACUACCGAGCAAAAUAUAAUGAAAAACAACUUCUAGGAACCCUUAUCUCUAUUUUUCUUUUGUUACCUUUAUGUGUCUCUUUCUUUAGUUCUAGCGAUUUUGGAUUGUUCUUAGUAUUUUAAAACCUUAUCUCUUUUAUUACAGGCAUUCUUGUUGAUAUUCUUCUCAAAUCUCGGUGACGAGACCUUCUUUAUUGCACUCUUCUGGCUGCUUGAAACUCUUCUGCAGUCAUUGUUUUUUGGGAUUUUGGUGCACUAAUGGAAUAUGACUCAUGCUCUGCACAUAUGGAGGCUGAAAGUACAGAAAACGAGAUUGGUGUUGUGAAAUUGAUGGGGCACUAUAGUGCCAUAGUGGAUUCAUAAGUGAUGUAUGCUGCGCUUUCCAACAGAGAUGUGGACUGCUGCUUUAUUCCAGAAUCACCUAUUCCUUUAGAAGGGCCAGUUGGACUUUGUAAAUACAUAAAGGGAACACUGCGGGAAAAUAGAGACAUGGUGAUUGUGAUUGCUUAAGGUACAGGGUAGGAGCUGCUUUCUGAUAGCAAGCAAGAAAACAAAACAAAAUAACAACAGGAAUCAUCAGGGAACAAGUUGCUCCCAGAUGUUGGGCUUUGGUUAUCCCAAAAGAUCAAGACUUCAAGCUAAUUACCAGACUACUCUCUUCAUCCUCAUCAAAUUGCUUUCAAACUGGUGAUGCCAGCAUUUACUCGUUCAACAGAGCCAUUGAUAAACUAAUCAAGUAUGGAUCGAUCGAGUCAGCCUUACAACUGUUCAAUGAAAUGCCGGAACGUGAUGUCAUCUCCUGGAACACUGUAAUUAAUGGGCUGAAUCAAUCUGGAUUUCAGAGGAAAUCUCUUUGCUUAUACAAGAGAAUGAUCUCCCAAGGAAUAGUUGAGAACUCCUCCACAUUUUCCUCUGUCUUGAGUAUAUGUAAUAAUGCAGGUUUUUACAGACAAGGGUUUGAGAUGCAUUCUAGAGUUAUAAUCUUUGGGUUGAAUGAUAACAUAUACAUUGCUAGUGCACUUGUUGAUCUGUAUAUGAAAGCGGGUCUUGUAGAUCUUUCUUUGAAGUUGUUUUAUGACUUACCAGAAAGAAAUUUAGCUAUAUGGAAUGUUGUAUUACGUGGAAUUAGUGAUGUAGGUUGGUCCAAGGAGUUAUUGAGCGCUUACAAUGAUAUGAAGUUGGCAAAUGUGGAACCUAAUGAACUUAGUUUUUGUUAUUUGCUUCACGGUUGUGGUAGUGGGAGACUUCUUCUUCAAGGAAGGCAACUACAUUGUUUUGUUUUGAAGAAUGGAUGGUUAGUUAUGAAUGUGUUUAUAGCUAAUGGUUUGAUUGAUUUCUACUCUGCUUGUGGGGUCUUAAGUGAUGCCAGGGAAUUGUUUGUUGCUAUUCCACCACAAGAUGUGAUAUCAUGGAAUUCAGUGGUUUCUGUCUAUGCUUCCCAUGGUCUUUUACAUGAUGCUUUGAAAGUUCUUGAAAAACUGCAAUCUUUGGGCAAGAGGCCAUCAGCACAAUCUUUUUUGGGACUUUUAAAUGUAUCAAGUGUGAGAAAACAUAUGCUGCUUGGAAAGCAAAUUCAUUGUUGUGUCCUAAAAUUGGGACUUGAUUGUGGAAAUGUCCUUAUUCAGUCUGCAUUGAUUAAUAUGUAUGGAAAGUGUGGUCACAUUGAAGGUUCCGUGUCUUUAUUUGAGAAUGCACCUGAGUCAACUCUUGAAUGUUGCAACUCCUUGAUGACUUCCUUACUGCACCACAACGUUAUAAAGGAUGUAUUUGAACUGUUCUAUUUUAUGCUUGAUGAAAGCAUCGGAUUUGAUGAUGUAAGUCUGUCUACAGCUCUGAAGGCAUUAUCACAGUCGGCCUCUGUAAGCUUGAAUAGCUGUGGUUUGCUUCAUUGUUGUGCAAUAAAAUCAGGGUUUGAAUCCGACAUUGUAGUUUUGUGCUCACUGAUAGAUACAUAUUCAAAAUCUGGUCACAUUAAACACUCUCAACAAAUUUUCAGGCAGGUUCUUUCGCCAAAUGACAUAUGCUUCACUGCUAUGAUUAACGCAUAUGCAAGGAUAGGGAAAGGAAGUGAGGCACUUAAGAUGUUUGAGUCCAUGAUCCAAGAAGGCCUACAACCCGAUGAAGUAACAUUCUUGUGUGUAUUGAUUGGAUGUAGCCACUCAGGCAUGGUGAAAGAGGCAAGAACAGUCUUUGAUUCAAUGGACACAGUUCAUGGAAUCAAUCCAGACAGACGGCAUUUUUCAUGCAUGGUGGACCUUCUAGGUCGCAUAGGCUUGGUAAGUGAGGCAGAAGAGUUGAUCAAUUGUGCAGCGAUUGAGGGAGAUUGUGUCAUGUGGAGUUCACUCCUACGUAGUUGUCGUACUCAUAGAAAUGAGCGAGCUGGAAGGAGAGCUGCAGAAAAACUGAUGGAACUUAGGCCAGAUGACCCUGCUGUUUGGUUUUUAGUCUCAAACUUUUACGCUGAAAUUGGGGACUUUGAUGCCUCAGCGCAGAUGCGGGAGGUUGCAGUAGCCAGGAAGAUGAGUAGGGAAAUUGGCUAUAGUUUAAUUGAUAAAAGUAGGUAUCAUGUAUACAGCCCCUGAAAGUUGUUACAUUUAGGUGAUUUAGCAUGCUAUACCUAAAAGCACUACAUAUGAGUGAGAAAUUUCUCCUGCUGAGUGCUAAGGUUUAAUAGGUAAUUUCUCCCUCCGCAUUUCUCCUAUUCACCCUUGCCGGUUGAAUCCAUCAAUGCCCCACACCUCGCGCCUCUAUCAAGGUAACCGAGCCCUCCAUUAACGGCGUUGACCUGCAAAUGAGCGCCCACACCCUCUAAUCUGAAAUGAAUUCUUGUUCGGAUGUCUUCUAUAUUCAUCCAGGUUUUGAGCUCGGACAUAUAUCAUAUGCAGCUUGAGAGCAGGUUUAUUGGUCUUUGGGUCGAUUUUAGGCAGUUUAGAGCAAGUCCACAGGCUGAUUAACAUCACGAUUUAUCGAACUUCAGUUAGGUUGUCUUACAUUUGAGUGGUUGUCAUUAGUCUAUUACAUUUUCCUGCUGCAAUUGGACUUGAGAGCAGGCAUUUUGGGCAGUCAAGGAAAAAGCACACUCCUAACUAUAUACAUAUUAUUUUGUCUCCUGAUGUACUUCCUUUCCUGAUUUGUGCGUAUAAAAUUGUCAGAAUGAAAUUGGG